AAGCAUUUUCUCUCUAUGCUACCCCUGAUUCAUAAAUGUUGCUCAGAAACUUUCAAUGAAAUCUUUGGUGCAGUUAUCACUCGUAGUAGCCAGAAGACAGGUCUAUUGUAGGACAUAAUCCUUUCGGGAUCAGUAGUCUAAUCCAAUUGAAAUUAAGAUGAUGACAGCCCAGAUGUGACGUCACCCCGGGUCCGGAGAGCAACCCCGAAUCAGUGCGUGGCAGCUCGGCCGGGCUGGGCCAGCGAGGAAGGAGAAAACAUCUGGAUCGAGACGGAGUAAUGUCGGACUACACGAAGCCUCUGAGAUGUCCCUGCUGCUUCAUGAUGACCCUUCGCUUUCGAGUGAAAUAACUGUGUGAGAAGCCCCGAGACUCUUUUAGGAGACUUUGCAGAAGUUGGCACGCACCAGUCCUCGUUAUGGAUCAGUCCGUCGCAAUUCAGGAAACUUUGGAAAAAGAGGAGACCUGCAUCAUAGCCGUCCAAUGUGAUGUCUUCUUUGAAAGUAUCACAGAGAGUAGACUGCUGGGUUUGGUGGAGUCCGCACAAGAACAUGCGCUUUUUAUUUAUACUCAUAGAAGAAUGGCUAUCACUGCUGAUGAUGUGUCACUGGAGGACAUUAUCCCCAUCUCCCUCGAGUUUGCAGUUGUGGAGGUUUCCUCACCAGAUGAACUUGCAGUUGUGGGUGCUGACACCAGGGUGAGAGUAAGCUUCGAGGAGGAGGAGUUGGAGCUCAGGCUCCCUUUCGGCUCCCACUCACGCCUCUUCCUCAGUGAGGUCAACAGGGCCUGGAGUGAUGUGUGCAAGUCUCCCUCACAGGUACCGAAGUUUGAGUGGGUCAAGAAGUACCACAAAGCCACCAGAGGCCAAGCAGUAGUCAAACAGGCCCUCGCCCCCCUCGGAGCAACACUCACCAAACUCAACCAACACAGGAAAUCAGAGAAAUUAUUGCAGACAGACAAAGGAUCGGUGGAGAAGGAGAAAAGUUUUGACAGUGGUCAAGAGAAAUCCGGGUCACCGUCCAGCCCAGAGAGUCGGGGCAAAGUGAUUCGCGAGAGCCGGGAUGAGCUGGUGCGCUCGUCCAGCCACACCCAGUUCAACAAAGCUCACAUCCUGGCCAUGCCGCAGUUCGGCCUACGUGACAACCUCAUCAAGUGUGAGCUGCUGAAGAAUGAGGACUUGUACACCUACCUGGAGUACUUCAGCUUUUUCCUUGGUACAUACAAUGUGAAUGGCCAAACACCAAAGGAAAGCCUCCAUCCUUGGCUGAGCUGCACUCCCAACCCUCCUGACAUGUACUGUGUGGGUUUCCAGGAGCUUGACCUCAGCAAAGAGGCCUUCUUCUUCAACGACACCCCCAAAGAGCAGGAGUGGAUGAAGGCUGUCUCCGAGGGCCUGCAUCCAGAUGCCAAAUACGCCUUAGUGAAGCUGGUGCGUCUGGUGGGCAUUAUGCUGCUGUUCUAUGUUAAGAAGGAACAUGCAGAGUUCAUCUCCGAAGUGGAGGCUGAGACCGUCGGCACCGGCAUCAUGGGGAGAAUGGGAAACAAGGGUGCCGUGGCGAUUCGUUUUCGCUUUCACUACUCGGACAUCUGCGUGGUCAACUCUCACCUAGCCGCCCACAUCGACGAGUACGAGAGACGUAACCAAGACUAUAAGGACAUUUGCAGCCGGCUUCAGUUUCGCCACCUAGACCCCAGCCAGCCCCCGCUCACAAUCAUGAAGCACAAUGUGGUCCUAUGGCUUGGGGAUCUCAACUACAGGAUCAGUGACCUUGAUGUUGACUAUGUGAAGGAUCUAAUCACCAAGAAGGAUUUUGAAACGCUGCACAAUAACGACCAGCUCAAGAGGCAGAUCGAUGAGGAGGCUGUAUUUGUCGGCUUUGUGGAAGGAGAGAUCGAUUUUCAGCCAACAUACAAAUAUGACACCGGCUCUGACCAGUGGGAUACAAGUGAAAAGUGUCGCGUGCCGGCCUGGUGUGACCGGAUCCUGUGGAGAGGGAAGAAUGUCAGGCAGCAACAUUACCAGAGUCACAUGGCCCUGAAGACCAGUGACCACAAGCCAGUCAGUUCCCUGCUGGAGAUUGGGAUCAAGAGAGUGAAUGAUGAGGCCUACAAGAAGACCUUUGAGGAGAUUGUGCGUAACAUAGACAAGAUGGAGAAUGAGUGUAUUCCAUCUGUAACCUUGUCCAAGCGAGAGUUCCACUUUAAAGAUGUGAAAUUUAUGCAACACCGGGCAGAGACGUUGAGUCUCCUUAAUGACGGGCAGGUCCCGUGCCAGUUUGAGUUCAUCCAGAAGCCCAAUGAGCCUACCUACUGUAAACCCUGGCUCACUGCCAACCCCCCCAAAGGCUUCAUUGCUCAGGGUGGUCGUGUGGACAUUGACCUGGAGGUGUUUGUCAACCGCUCAACAGCACCUGAUCUAAACUCUGGCCAGCAGCAGAUCGAGGACAUCCUGGUGCUCCACCUGGAGCGAGGCAAGGACUACUUCAUCUCUGUGUCCGGAAACUACCUGCCCAGCUGCUAUGGCACCUCCAUCCGCACGUUAUGCCGGCUAAGGGAGCCCAUCCAGGACAUGCCCCAAGAGACCAUCCGUCAGCUGACUGAGAUGUCAGAUGAUGCAGAAAUCACUGAAAAGCCUCUAGACAUUCCUAAAGAAAUCUGGAUGAUGGUGGAUCACUUGUUCCGCAAUGCCAUCAAACAGGAAGACCUGUUUCAGCAACCUGGGCUCCGAAGUGAAUUUGCAGAAAUAAGGGAUUGCCUUGACACAGGCAUGCCAGACUCUCUCCCUGGCAGUAACCACUCUGUGGCAGAGGCCUUGCUCCUCUUCCUUGAUGCCCUCCCAGAGCCUGUGGUACCCUACUCCCUCUACCAGCAGUGCCUAGAAUGCUGCUCCAGUGCCAGCCAGUGUGAGAAGGUUGUAUCCAUGCUACCUCAGUGCCAUAAAAACGUGUUCAACUAUUUAGCUGCCUUUCUUCGUGAGCUAUUGAAAAAUUCUGCAAACAAUCGAUUGGAUGUCAACAUUUUGGCCACCAUUUUUGCUGCCCUGCUCCUGAGGUCCCCCACAAAGCAGGAUCUUGCAGAGAAGAGGAAGACCCAGGAGUUCUUUCAGCACUUCCUGGUCCAAGACCUCUGCUAGAUGGAGGGGUCCUCUGUUUCGUCCUUCAUGCUGAAUAGCGAACACUACAACUAUGUACAGCCUAGUAUUUGAAAUAAAUUAUGAUUUCCUCUAUUCCUAGAACGCUCUCUGUAUAGAUUGUGUAAUUAGUACAACUGAAAAUCUUCUUCUAUUUCAGUGUUUCACAGCAAUGUUUGUGAGCUGCUGAUGCACAGCUUUUAUUGUAUAUCACAGAGCAGCUGUAGAGAGCUAACCAUUUUUAAUGUAUGUAUAUUGCCAUUUAUUUAAGAUAAAUAAUUUGUAUUUUGAUGUUUCAGGUCUCAACAGCUGAUUUUUUUUCUUUUAUAUAUAAAAAGUGUUAAAAACAGAAGAUGUGCUGCACUAGUAUUUUUAAAAUAUUUUAUUCAUUUUGAUGAAUGUUGUCAAAUAGCAAGCAAAGGAAAUGAACUUGAAUAACAAUGUCUAUGAGUAUAUAUA
This is a messenger RNA of Myripristis murdjan (pinecone soldierfish), 3587 nucleotides long. RefSeq names its product inositol polyphosphate-5-phosphatase B (gene inpp5b). Gene Ontology annotation, cellular component: membrane; cytosol. Bases 417 to 3131 code for a protein of 904 amino acids. NCBI's taxonomy places the organism in Eukaryota, Metazoa, Chordata, Actinopteri, Holocentriformes, Holocentridae. The transcript is spliced from 23 exons. Gene Ontology annotation, molecular function: inositol-1,4,5-trisphosphate 5-phosphatase activity; phosphatidylinositol-4,5-bisphosphate 5-phosphatase activity. Gene Ontology annotation, biological process: signal transduction; phosphatidylinositol dephosphorylation. The record is from RefSeq and is a predicted model, not a curated record.